Rodentolepis nana is the source of this 1221-nucleotide messenger RNA. NCBI's taxonomy places the organism in Eukaryota, Metazoa, Platyhelminthes, Cestoda, Cyclophyllidea, Hymenolepididae. The record is from the annotation of a GenBank genome assembly.
AUGACAAAUAUUAUGUCAAACGAUAUGCCGCCUAGAACACUUGACAUGAACAGAAAUGAUUCUAAUGUAUUAGUCUAUUACUCAGAUACAUGCGAUCCAGCGAUAUUAAAUCGUACUAACGAAUACGAUCAAGUUCAGAGCAGCAAAGCCCAUAUCACACUUAUGGUUUUGGCAGCCUUUGCAGUGGUAUUGGAAGCCAUUGCACUCGGGGUCCUAACACGACCCGGAGCGACCCGAUUCGGCUCAAUGCGCCAGAGCCUUGUGACGUUAACAGCUAUUGAAAUGUGGCUCACUUCUACGAUUCUCGUGAAUAAGCUCUGGGAUUUAUAUGUUAUUGAAAAGCACGAAAAGCUUCCGGAAUUAUGUUUUUCAUUCAUCCUUUUCCUAUCUGUCAACUCUGCUACGUGCUCGCGUAACUGGGCUGUAACCUUUAUCGCGUUAGCUCGGUGUGAAGUUAUUACCAGGCCCGUUGCUACCCGCAUUUCAACACACAUCUUCAGCCCCCGGCGACAAUUGAUUUAUAUUGUUAUAUUUAUCCUUAUCGGUGUUAUAAUGGCAACAAUUCGUAUUAGUAUUCGCCCGAUGGUAAUAUGUACAAAUCUGGACUCAAUUGUUCACUUCCCAAAUGUAAGUAGUUAUUCGAGGACAAGUAAAAUCAUUGAAAAUACAUUCUUUGCCUACCAAUCAGCCAUUCCUAUAACUGUGGUUACAAUUGCAACACUAUUUAUGAUAGUUGCUCUUUUACGACACCGUAUGCCCUCCGAGAAGAAAACAAAACAAAGAAAUGCAUUUAAUUGCACAAAUGAUGAAGAGAAAUCGUGGAAUUGUUGCAGAAUUCAAGGGAAAAGAGGAAGUAAUGGCACACCAGGAAAGGAGGAGAAUGGAACCGGCUCAGUAGUCAAGUCUAUUCAAACAGUUCGACAUGCACAAAGAUUACCCAACCAAAUUCGGGCGACAAGAUUUAUAAUUUUUAUUGCAACAGUGUUCAUUGUCUGCGAGGCCCCAGUCUUCUUUGCCGUUGUCUUUAAAUCGGCAAUUUCUGAACUAUUUGGCAAAUUUCUAAAUAUCUAUCUCCGUUUACUAAUUAUUAUUGACAGCUUUUCAAACUUUUUUAUUUAUCUCCUCACUAGCAAACCGUUUAGGGUUGAACUUGUCAACCUACUCUGUUGCCGCAAAACACAAUAUCGCAGUGUGUCUACGAUUAGUCAACACCGAUUCUGA